AUGCACCGGCCCUUAGCGGGCCCAACACCAGCUUUUUCGGCAUCUCGCGCGUGCGGACGCAAUUUGCUGGUGGUUCUAGCUCUCCUGUUGGGCGCUGCUGCCACGCUGGCGCAGACUCCGUCGUACUACUGCAAUACAUACACCGUGGGAACUGGCCAAUGCCCCAUUUGCGCGGCGGGUUCUUCGUGCUCGCAAAUAACAACUGCUGACAACUUCUACCGAAAUCCGUCCAUCUGUUCGUUGCCGUAUUAUGGAUCCUUGACGAGCAUCCCGGGAGCAAACCUCAUCCCCACCACUGCGAUCUGUAACGCCGCCAGUGGCAUCAACACGUACGACAUUCGUGGCGCCGCCGGCAGCAGCUACGCGAACACGGUCGUUGGUACGGCAUACGUCUUUGUCGGUUACAACGCCCGACUGUACGUCACACUUCAAUUCAAUUGCGACUUUAUGUUUAGCACAAAUCCCAACAUGCCCCAAAAACUUCGUCUCCAUCGCGGUCUUCAAUUCCAUGAGUGCGCUUUCGAGGCCGCAACGCUCAACUCUUGGAACUUUGUCGUACAAGGGCCGUACACAACGCCGGGAUGCAGCGUCGGACUUUCUGCGGGUGCUUCGUCACUGUUCAUCACCUAUGCCUUUUUGCCGGCAUCAGCGGCGGAUUUCAUCAACCGAAUUUUCCCGCCAUUUCCGGAACCGGCUUCCGUACAGCUCCGAUACCUCUUGGAUGAUAUUUUGGCCCUGCCGUGCGACUCGUUCGUGACGGCACAAGGCGUCGGCGUCCUUCGCCAGGUCCCGGAUAAGACGCUUGGCUUCCAGGACCCCCGUUGGUCCAUUUUGUACUGCCUACCGUCGCCGUCACCGCCGCCGUCACCGCCGCCGCCGCCGCGGCCGACAGCACCCCCGAAUCCCCCACCCAGCCCGUCGCCGCCGCCGCCACCUCUCCCGCCAUCCCCCCCGCCGCCGUCGCCGCCGCCACCCAGCCCGUCACCACCGCCGCCAAAUCCGCCGCCACCACCGGCCAUCAUGUUUUUUUGGCAACUUUUCUACCCCGCCCAGACCUCCCGACCGGGCGACUGUGCAGCCGUCAGCUUUAUGCUUCGCUACAGCUAUCGGCUGGCGGAUUUAGCGCCAGCUACAGCCGACCCAAACUGCACCGUCACCAGCACAAAGCUCGUCGCGACACUGGUUUUUUAUACAGUGGAUCGAGGCGCAAAGUCGAUGGUGGGUCUUUUCAACGAAGGCGCCAUCGGAGAGCUCGUGCUCCAGGCGUUGACCAAUGCCCACUGUACGGCACUGGUAGUUAUUACGGAUCAGUCCAGACCGCCUGGCGUCAACGUGACGUCAGGACCCAACUGCCAGCUCAACGACCCGCCAACCACCGGCGCUAAGAUUAUAAUCGUACUUGCUUCCUCAGCUCAAGCUCUGUUAUUUUACGACGCGUACGCUACAAGUACGCGUGCUGAUACGAUUGUACGAAUUUUAGCGUUGCCAUGCAACCGCUCAUCAGUCAUUUUUGCGGCGCCAGGUUUGACCGAACCCCGUGUCUUUGACCAGCGCAAUGUUCCCGCGCUUCAAUGCUCAACUACCACAACUACCAGCACAACUACCGGCCGCCGGGCGCUGCAGCAGUCGGCGCCCACGCCCUCCCCGUCGCCAUCGACCGCCGUUGUAACCGAUUCGGUUGUCGAGCGGUCUGUCGUACUCAGUGUCGACACGCUCAUGACCACGCCGCUGACGGUCAGCCAUUGUACGGCAUUGAUCACACUCGCGACGCUUGCAAUUCCCGCUGGCGUAACGCCCACUUCAGGCCCUACGUGUCAACUCAACAACCCUCCAACGACCGGCGCCAAAGUCAUUAUGGUCACAAGAACCAUGUUUGACGCGAUGGGUCUUUUCAAUUCGUACGCAACUGCUAACCGCGCCAAUACGAUUUCGAGAAUUCUAAGCUUGCCGUGCGAGCGCUCGUCUUUAAUCUUCGCUGCUCCAGGGCUAUCUGACCCGGUAGUCUUUGAUCAACUAAACGUGCCGGCGCUUUUAUGCAACAUCUCAAACGCCAUCACCAUCAGUGGCAGGCGUCGACGUACGGCGCAGGACAUGGCCGUACUUGAAGUACCACGACUGGACGAGCGUACAACGACUGAAGGUGCUGAUAACGGUCCCAAUGGUAACGGGAGAAGCAACGACGACGACGACGACGACGCAGCGGAGGGGCAGUACUGGUGGUUGAAUUCCUAUACUGGCGGCGGGCGGCCGCUGGCGCUGCCGCUGGCACUGACGGCGGCUGACGGCGGCGGCGUCGGCGGCGGGAUUGCUGCUUCGACGUUCCUUCCAGGCGGCGCCGCCGACCUCCUGCUGCAGCAGGCGGGGUCGGUGGCGGCGGCGGCGGCUGCAGCGGCGGACGAGGAAGGGGAAGGGAAAGGGAAAGGAGAGGAGGAGGCGGAUUAA
Volvox carteri f. nagariensis is the source of this 2442-nucleotide messenger RNA. RefSeq lists its product as uncharacterized. NCBI's taxonomy places the organism in Eukaryota, Viridiplantae, Chlorophyta, Chlorophyceae, Chlamydomonadales, Volvocaceae. The coding region runs from base 1 to 2442 and encodes 813 amino acids. The record is from RefSeq and is a predicted model, not a curated record. The transcript has 4 exons.